AUGAAUAUAAAAUAUUUUUACGUGUUUUAUUUAAUUAAGGUUGUUUUAUCAAUAAAGCUGAACAGAAAUAGAAAUAACGUAUUAUUUUUAAAUUUCACUUUUAAUAUAUUAGAUAUAGGAGAAAAAAAAGGAAAAAGGCAAGUUAAUUUACAUAACAAAAAAAAUGCAGUGAUAAAAAAUGGUAAUCGAAUAUACUUAUCCAAUAAAAAAGAAAAUGAAGAAAAUAUUCAUUUAAAUGAAGAAAUUUUAAAAAAAAAAAGUAACACAAAAGAAGUUGAGCAAAGUAUAGUCCCUCUAAAUAUGGACUGGGUAAAGGUAAUGAAUUUGAUAUAUUCCAACAAUGAUAUUGAAGGAACAACCUUGGCAUUUAAUGCUGCGUUAUCAGCUGUUGAAAAAAAAGGUUGUUUAGUUACUAUUUUAGAAUUAUUUGAAAUAAUGAAGAGAAAAAAUAUAAAACCAGAUAUAGUAUCAUAUAAAUUAAUUUUGAGCUUAUGUGAUAAAUAUCACUUAGCUGAAAAUGCUGAAAUACUUUUUGAUGAAAUGAUAGAAAUAGAUAAGAUUAUUCCGAAUUAUGAAAUUUAUGCAAUAAUGAUAAGCUGUUUUUCAAAAAUGGGUUAUGGCCAUAAAGCUAUCGAAUUUUUUGAAAAACUAAAAAAUGACCCAUUUAUUGGGGAGAUGAAAAGCAUGGAUACCAGUGAUGAUAAAAAAAAAAUAGAGAAAUGGAAUAACAAUGAAGGCUUAGAAGGAGAAUCAAUGAAAGAAAGUAAAUAUAAUAAUCAAUUUAAAGAAAUUAGUGAAAAAAUUAGAAAUGUAGAAAAACAAAAUAACAAAAUACAAUAUAGUGAAUAUGCUAAUGUUAUUUUUGCUUGCAAUCUGGCAAAUUUACAUAUUCAAGGAAUACAAUAUUUCGAAGAGUUAUUAAGUAGUGGUAAGAAUAUUCCUUCUAUUUUUGUUUAUGAAAACAUUUUUGAUUUAUUAAGUAAAAAUGGAAAUUAUGAAAAGUGUUUAGAAUAUUAUGAUAAAAUAAAAAACGACCCUAAUUUAAAAAAAAAUUUGAAUGUUAACAUAUUAAAUAAUAUUUUAAAAGCAUUAAGUAUUUACAACAAAAUUAAUAUAAUUGAGGAUAUAUGGAACAAUGAAUUUGAUGAAUUACUACUAUCACCAAAUAUUGUAUCUUAUCAAAUUAUUUUAAAAGUAUAUAGCGAAAUAGACGAAUAUGAAAAAGCUUUUAAAAUAUUUAAAGAAAUGCAAAUAAAAAAAUUAUUAAAUAAUAAAAGUAUUUUACCAUUUUUGUAUACAAUUAAUUCUUUUAAAAAUUGUGGUAUAUACAAUUAUUCUAUUUAUGUGUUAAGAAUAGCAAAAUUAUUAAAAGUUUCUGGGAAUGACUUACUAAUUCUAUACAAUAAUGCAAUGAUUUCUUGCAUGAAUUCAAAAAAAUAUGAUAUUAUUGUGUCUUUAUAUGCUGAAUUAAUCACUUUUCAACAAAAAGAAUCAUCAUUUCACUUAAAUAUUAAUACACUAAGCUUUGUUCUUUUAGCUUUUAAAGAAUUAAAAAUGGACGAAGAUUUUACAAAUUUAAAAAAUUUAAUUAUUCAAAAAAAUUACAAAUUAACCCCUCUUUGUUUAAAGUUAUUUAAUGAAGAUGAAAAUAAAUAG
Molecule: messenger RNA, 1656 nt
Organism: Plasmodium relictum
Lineage: Eukaryota; Apicomplexa; Aconoidasida; Haemosporida; Plasmodiidae
Gene: PPR
Product: PPR repeat protein, putative
Exons: 1
Coding region: 1-1656 (551 amino acids)
Molecular function (GO): protein binding
Source: RefSeq, a predicted model, not a curated record